Fopius arisanus is the source of this 1956-nucleotide messenger RNA. Its product is annotated as pancreatic lipase-related protein 2. NCBI's taxonomy places the organism in Eukaryota, Metazoa, Arthropoda, Insecta, Hymenoptera, Braconidae. The coding region runs from base 562 to 1725 and encodes 387 amino acids. Gene Ontology annotation, molecular function: lipase activity. Gene Ontology annotation, biological process: lipid catabolic process. The record is from RefSeq and is a predicted model, not a curated record. The transcript has 6 exons.
UUUAACGAGGUGAAAUCUCUACUGAAAUAUUAUCCGAUAAGAGAUUCGAGAGACAGAUAACGAAUAAUCCGACUAUCGUAAUCUCCAUUCGAUCCUAAAUAAUUGGAGGGGUCGAUUAAUGAUCAUAAAAUCAUGAACAUCACCUGGUGAUCAGUAGUAGACACUCUACACGGAGAGCAAUAUUCAAGAAAAAUUACGGAACAUUUCACGUAAUCCGCAAGUGAAGCAAUCAUCCCAUAAAUUCUACCAUCUGUUCCGUAAAAAUUACUCCUCCGUCCGAGGAUGAGUGAGGAGGGGAUUUUUACGGAACGAUUCAUAAUUUUUCCUUGAACAUCCAAGAAUUUUUAUGUUCUGAGGCAUAAUAAGUCUUGAAGUUUGGUUCGAUUUUAAAACUUCCAGAAAAAUUAGGUAACUUUUUCGUAUUAUUUCGGUGAUGUGGAAUUUAUUCCCUGAAAACGAUUAUUACUGGCGGAUUACGUGAAGUGUUCCAUAAUUUUUCUUGAAUAUUUCUCAUCGUGUAAAAUAAAAAAAAAGCAACAUUUUAUUAGAAAUUAGUUAGAAAUGCCGAAAUUGUGGAUCAUCCUCCUGGUAUGCGGCCUCUCAGUGACCAUAGGACGUGGCGUCGUCCUGGAGGACGUCACCAAGGGAAAGGAAGAUGAUGUUAAGUGUUUCGGAAUCGGCAGUAUCGUCGCUAAAAUCCUCCAGUGGAUUUUUCGAGAGCCUCCUGUCUCUUCCAGAGACGGACGUGUCAGGUUCCUGGUGCAUUCCCGGACUUCCCAGGUCCCCUAUCAACUUUUUGCUGAGGACGAUCAGUUCGAAAUAUCUUUUUCCAGUUUCAAACCUGAACGGAGAACUGUCUUCAUUGUUCAUGGAUUUUUAGCUCACGGUGAACAAGCCUGGAUACAGAAAAUGGUCAAGGCGUAUCUUGAAUUUGAUGAUGUCAAUGUUAUAGCAGUUGACUGGAGUCAAUACUCAAAUAUUCUGAACUAUUAUAAAGCCGUUGUCAACGCGCAGAACGCUGCAUGUGCAAUUCUUAAAUUCCUCCAGCUGACGGUAGCAUCUUACCGGGAAACCAGAGAAUGGGGGGAUAUUCACUUGAUUGGACAUAGUUUAGGUGCACACGUGAGUGGAAUGGCAGCAGAUGGGUUCAAGGAGAUGGUCAGCAGGUGGAAGAUCACCAGGAUAACAGGAUUGGACCCAGCGCAACCCUGUUUUGCUGCCAGUGACUUAUCAUUGGGAAAAACAGACGCGCCAUUCGUGGACAUCAUCCACACGAAUGGACAAUUCUUUGCAGGCAUGGGGCUCGGCAUGAAGGACCCAAUAGGCCAUGUGGAUUUCUAUGCAAAUGGUGGACAACGCCAGCCGGGAUGUUCUAAGGAAGUAUCUAUAUGGGAAAAACCUCGUGCUGAAAUAAUGGAAUCAGUCUGCAGUCACAAGCGCUCGUAUGAAUAUUUCAUCGAGUCGUUGCAACUGGCAGCUAGAAAUAUGAGUAAUAAAUUCUGGGGGCAUGAGUGGAAUCAAUCGCCGAUUGAUGCAGCAGUUUUUGUCGGAAAAGAUUGUGAGGAUGAGAACUGCGUAGAAAUGGGAAUCAAUGCUGAUAAAUAUGAACACAGGGGUGUCUUUUUCGUUUCUACUGGGAGUACAAACCCCUACGUCGUUAUCACAGAGUUGGAUCGACAGGACAUUCUGGAACAAUUGGAGAUCGACGGCUCUUCCAUAAAGUGAUAAUAUAUAUAAUAUUUUAUACUAUUGUAUAUUCACGGCAUUGAUUGUUUUUUUUAACGGAGAAAUAUAAAAACUCAUAUCACUUCAGGAUUUUUUUUAUUUGUUUCAAGCGACUUUCCUAUUUCCUGGGACAAUAAAUGGUAUCUGAUGCAAGUGUGAUGUUAAAAAUUUAGGAUUUUGGAAAUUCAGGCUUCAAUCCGAGCAAAAAAAAUGUAUUCAGUAAUAACAUAA